This is a messenger RNA of Striga hermonthica, 294 nucleotides long. NCBI's taxonomy places the organism in Eukaryota, Viridiplantae, Streptophyta, Magnoliopsida, Lamiales, Orobanchaceae. The record is from the annotation of a GenBank genome assembly.
AUGGAGAGCCCAAACGAGAUCACGAUGCCGUUGACUAUUUUCUACAAUGGAAGAGUUGCUUCCUGUGACGCCACAGAGCUUCAGGCCAGGACAAUUAUAUCUCUUGCAAGUAAAGAAACGGAAAAGAAAUCAAACAGUGGGCUUGAAUUUAGCCCAUAUCCUUUGCCGACGCCCAAUUCACCCAUUUCUAGCCCAACACUAAAAAGAUCACUUCAGAGGUUCCUUCAAAAGAGGAAAACGAGGGCCCAAUCAAUGUCUCCUUACACAAAUAUUAGGCAUAACACUGAAAAAUAG